CCGAAAAAUAGAUAAUGCUCAUUCAUUGACUGUCAGUAAAAGUUAGUUACUGUAGCUAGCGACGCAACCAAACGUUACAAAUCCUUGCAGCGCCACUAUUCUGACACCAAUCACGCCGAGUUGUUUAACUAACAGUUUAAUCAGUAUCAGAUUAUGGUUUAAGAUAUCCUUUAUUGGCUAGUAAAUCUUUUCAGCCUACCUUUGCUCCACUAUCUGAUCUAUUUCAUCACACGGAAGACGGAGAAAUAUUCACCGGAAGUAAACAAACCUUUUUCUCUGGCCAGCUGACGCUGAUGCCAGCGGUAGAUGCUGCCACCGUGUGGCGGAGAUAUGUUACAACAGUCUACUUCAUUUUGUGUGUGUGUAAAUCACAGGUCUCCAAUCCUGGUCCUGGGGUACACAGGGUGUGCCCGAACUUUGUUUAACUACAACACACUCAGUCAUAGGCUAAGUGAUGACCGUAGUUGAAUAGUUGAAUCGGGUGUGUAGGCCUACUAACGUGAUGGAACAUAAGCCUGCACACCCAGUAGGCCCCUUGGAACCAGGAAUGAACAACACGAGUAAGUCUGUAAACGUAUGAGCCAACUGGCCCUCAAUGCUUUUUUCCUAGGUGGAAGAAUGUACGGCAUUCUAGCCUAGACUCGUGGCUAUCGGACUGAGUUUUUUUUAAAUAUUAUUGAAGAGUAGCAAAGGAUAGAGGGAGACAGUGAAAUCAUCAUGCCAUCAGAGUUAUACAGUCAUAAAAGAGAGAUGGUGACAAGACACCGACUAAGAGUUCUCAUAUGGGUCGCCGUAGCGACUUUGUGGUGUCAAGAUCUUUUAGAAGAUGUGUCCGGUGCCGUAUAUGGCGCUCAUCCUUCCCAGGGCUUGGGCCAAUCUAUCAGCGAUGCAAAUCUGAUGUUUGAGUUCUUGUUGGGUGGAGUAGAGAUCGACAAAGACAACAACAUCGCCCUGCUGGACAUGGAGAUGGCAUCUAUGAGGCAGGGACGAGCUUUCCUGGCUCACAUCAACGACAACAUCCCCAAGACGCUCUCUUCUAUGGAGCAGAUGGUGAAGGACCUGGAGGACCAGAGAGGGCCUCUCCCUCUCUCCCAACCCCGCUUUGAGAGCCUCAUCCUGGGCAUGGUCUACUCUGCUCACCAGGCCAAGCUCCAGGAGAGAGAGGAGGUCCAGGAGAAAUGGGGAGAGGUGCUGAUACGUCUGGCUAAUAUUACAGUCAACGAGCUGCGUAGACCGGAGACCAUCACAAAAUUCACUUAGAUUAGGAUACAGACUGUUCAUUAGCCUUGUCCCAAGCGUGUAAUUAUCUUUUUAAUACAGUAUACAAAAAGAUAUAUACAGUACCAGUCAAA
Molecule: messenger RNA, 1352 nt
Organism: Salvelinus fontinalis (brook trout)
Lineage: Eukaryota; Metazoa; Chordata; Actinopteri; Salmoniformes; Salmonidae
Product: protein FAM180A
Exons: 3
Coding region: 718-1260 (180 amino acids)
Source: RefSeq, a predicted model, not a curated record